Messenger RNA from Plodia interpunctella (Indianmeal moth), 1864 nucleotides. It is a transcript of the gene Orc2, whose product is annotated as Origin recognition complex subunit 2. Lineage: Eukaryota; Metazoa; Arthropoda; Insecta; Lepidoptera; Pyralidae. The transcript is spliced from 8 exons. Gene Ontology annotation, molecular function: DNA replication origin binding. Gene Ontology annotation, biological process: DNA replication. The record is from RefSeq and is a predicted model, not a curated record. Gene Ontology annotation, cellular component: nucleus; nuclear origin of replication recognition complex. Bases 143 to 1783 code for a protein of 546 amino acids.
UGCCGCACCGUUGCGUUUGUGUAUUUGUACCUAUUUUGUAAUGCUAUUUUGAUUUGUAUUAUUAGAUAAUAUUAACAAGUUAAUUAGCCUUUAUUUCUAUCUUGUUAUAUAAUAAUCUUAUGUUUUUUGUAAAACAGUGAAAAUGGCCAGUGGUUUUCGACUCCGUUUUCCCGCCGAUAUUAACAAAGGUGAUGAUACAGAUUCACCUACAAGGAGGGGUCUAAGAAACAGGAGCAAACCAAAGAAAUAUGGAGAAUUUCUUGAAUUAUCACCAACGAAACGCAAGUUCCCGUCGGAAGAGAUUAGUUCUGAAGAUGAAAAUUUUCAUGUGGAGCAAGAUUUACAGAAGCCUACAGCAUUAUUCAGCAGCGAUGAUGUGGAGGGCCAAGACAUGUUCAAAUUUAAAUCCCGCCACACAAAGUAUGAUUUACAGAAUAUGGUGAAAUCAGCUAUCAGCAAUUCUCCGAAGUUAGAAUCUCCAUUGAGGACCGCAAAACGUAAUUUAAUGAAAGUAAGUGAGGCCACACCAAAGCAUGUGAAGGAUAUAAUAAAGAAAAGAAUAAUACGUGAAGUGGACAGUGACAGUGGAGAUAGUGAUUUUUCAGGUAGCAGCAGUGAUUUUGUACCGGAUGGAAGUGACCAGGAAGAAUCCGAUGGUUCAGACCAAAGUGCUUCAGAGGAGGAGACACAAGAACCAGAUAAGCCGAUGGAGAAGCAACAAUUAGUCAGGACGAGGGGCGGCCGGGCCAGAGCGAAAGAUUCAGAGUACUUCGUCACGCCGGACAACUAUUUCAUGAUGCAUUCUAGCAAAAAGAUAACAACAUCAGAUCAUACAUUAGCGAGGAUAAAAAAUCUCAACCUAGAAGACAAUUUGGACGAGGAAGAAAUUCAUAUUUCUGCAGAACAUAAGCAAAAACUAUUAGAGUUAAAUCAGUCAUACGAGCAUCUAUUUCAUAGAUGGCUUUACAUCCUGAGUGAAAACUUCAGUAUAAUAUUAUAUGGACUCGGCUCCAAGCGCUCCAUCCUCCAUCAAUUUCAGAUGAAUAUGCUGCAGAACUAUCCAUGUAUAGUUAUCAAUGGAUAUUUCCCAAGUCUUACCAUUAAAAGCAUUCUUGAAACUAUAGUAAUUGAUCUUUUAGAAAAUACUCAUGUGCCUUCGAAUAUAGGCGAUGUCGUAAAUUUGAUUGAAACCCAACUUAAAGAAUGCGAAACUGAAUUAUUUUUAAUCAUUAAUAAUAUUGAUGGCACUAUGUUACGGAAUACCAAAGCACAGAAUAUUAUAGCCAGUAUUUCCCAAAUCAGUAAUGUGCAUACAAUCGCAUCAAUUGAUCAUAUCAAUGCGCCAUUGUUAUGGGACCACUCAAAACUUAGUAAGUUCAAGUUCACCUGGUGGGACGUAACGACGUUCUUGCCAUACAAAGAGGAGACCUCUUACGAGAAUUCCCUCAUGACGCACCGCAGCGGAGCGCUGCAGCUGUCCUCGUUGCGAAGUGUCUACCAGUCCCUCACCUCCAAUGCUAAGGGCAUAUUCAAUGUUAUUAUAGAAUACCAACUUGAUAAUCAGAAGCAGACACAUUACCAAGGGCUUCCUUUUAAGGAUCUAUACUCGAAAUGCAGGGAGCAGUUCCUUGUGUCCUCAGACCUAGCGUUGCGAGCCCAACUUACAGAGUUUUUGGAUCACAAGCUAGUGAAAAUGAAGCGUAGUUAUGAUGGCAGUGAAAACCUCAUCAUACCUAUAGAAAAUAGCCUGCUGCAACAAUUUUUGGAACAGCAAAAUAGCUAAUUUAUUAUUAACAAUAUUUGUACUCCAAUUUAUUUUCACUAUUUAUCUAUCUUCUAUUCUUAUUAAACAUUUAAUUUAAAA